AUGACAAGGGAGUUCGUGAUUGAAGUCAGGUCGCCUGAGGUCGUUCUCAGAUCACUAUAUCUGCCUUCGUUCACGAGAGCGUAUGAAAGCUGGUUCAUGUCUACGAUACUUAGACUGGAAAAUCGAAAGAGACGCCGAGCGAGUGGUCUAAGUGAACUGGGGCUGAAUCGAUCGAAGCUCGGCUCCUACGACUUAGUGUACCGCGUUUAUCUCAAUGAAAGUCCAUCUACAACCUUCUUCGUUCUCGAUCAUGCCUGGUCUUCCGUCCCUCCAGCUGUCUGGGGUGAUGUGGUGAUAAUGUACCCAAGCAUGAGGGCGUGGUUGAGCCAGGGAAUCUGCCGUGGAGACGAUGAUGGCUUAUGGGACGCAGAUCUGUGGCAGCUCGGAGACUGGUUGGACCUCCAAUCCCCCGCGGACGAACCGGGCGAUGGCCGAACCAACGGUACUGUGGACGUAUACGUAACUUCAAUUCUUGCGCGCAUCAGCGGCUUGGUAGAUGAAGCGCCGGCUACCAUUAUCAGCACGAGGCAGUAUGUUACCUCCCAUGGGCUUGUGAUUGGGGCCUCGCAAAACCGCUUACCCAUUGGGUUAAUCUCGCCGGAGCAGCUAUUAGUUGAAAGACUCUCUUGCCUGCGGCCAAGUUCCGUGACCGGAUGA
Aspergillus ochraceoroseus IBT 24754 is the source of this 657-nucleotide messenger RNA. RefSeq lists its product as uncharacterized. The coding region runs from base 1 to 657 and encodes 218 amino acids. NCBI's taxonomy places the organism in Eukaryota, Fungi, Ascomycota, Eurotiomycetes, Eurotiales, Aspergillaceae. The transcript has 5 exons. The record is from RefSeq and is a predicted model, not a curated record.